GAGAACCCCGCCCCCCGCCAGUCGUGUGUGUCGUAUGUGUGUUUGGGCUAGCGCGGGUCGUGUGUCUUCCAGUUUUGCGCCGCCGCCCCCUGCUCCCCUAAGUUGCUAGCCCCCGUGGGUGUCGCAGGUCACCAUGGGCCAGGAAGAGGAGUUACUGAAGAUCGGCAAGAAGCUGGAGAAGAUGGUGGCCAGGAAACACACGGCAGGGGCCCUGGACCUUCUGAAGAAGCUGAACAGUUGUCAGAUGUCCAUCCAGCUACUACAGACCACCAGGAUUGGAGUUGCUGUUAAUGGGGUCCGCAAGCACUGCUCAGAUAAGGAGGUGGUGUCCUUAGCCAAAGUCCUCAUCAAAAACUGGAAGCGGCUCUUGGACUCCCCAGGGCCCCCCAAAGGAGAAAAAGGAGAAGAAAGAGAAAAAGCAAAGAAGAAUGAAAAAAAACAUGAUUGUGCAGACUGGAAGCCAGAGACAGGUCUUUCUCCACCGAGGAAGAAGCAAAAGGAAGAGCCCAAAGACAGGAGGGACUCCACAGACUCCAAGUCUUCUGCCACCUCCUCUCCGAAAAGACCAUCAAUGGAAAGAUCAAACAGCACCAAGUCAAAAGCAGAGACCCCCAAAACACCCAGCAGCCCCCUGACCCCCACGUUUGCCCCCUCCGUGUGUCUCUUGGCCCCCUGCUAUCUCACAGGAGACUCUGUCCGGGACAAAUGUGUGGAGAUGCUGUCAGCAGCCCUGAAGGCAGAUGACGAUUAUAAGGACUAUGGGGUCAACUGUGACCAGAUGGCAUCAGAAAUCGAAGAUCAUAUCUAUCAGGAGCUCAAGAGCACAGACAUGAAGUACCGGAACCGUGUGCGGAGCCGGAUCAGCAAUCUCAAGGAUCCCAGGAACCCAGGCCUGCGACGCAAUGUGCUCACUGGCGCCAUCUCUGCUGGCCUCAUUGCCAAGAUGACGGCAGAGGAAAUGGCCAGCGAUGAGUUGAGGGAACUGAGGAACGCCAUGACCCAGGAGGCCAUCCGUGAACACCAGAUGGCCAAGACCGGUGGCACCACCACUGACCUCUUCCAGUGCAGCAAGUGUAAGAAGAAGAACUGCACCUAUAACCAGGUGCAGACACGCAGUGCUGAUGAGCCAAUGACGACCUUUGUCUUAUGCAAUGAAUGUGGCAAUCGCUGGAAGUUCUGCUAAUGGA
This is a messenger RNA of Elephantulus edwardii (Cape elephant shrew), 1187 nucleotides long. It is a transcript of the gene TCEA3, whose product is annotated as transcription elongation factor A (SII), 3. Gene Ontology annotation, cellular component: nucleus. Gene Ontology annotation, biological process: transcription elongation by RNA polymerase II; DNA-templated transcription. The coding region runs from base 134 to 1183 and encodes 349 amino acids. Lineage: Eukaryota; Metazoa; Chordata; Mammalia; Macroscelidea; Macroscelididae. The record is from RefSeq and is a predicted model, not a curated record. Gene Ontology annotation, molecular function: zinc ion binding; nucleic acid binding. The transcript is spliced from 11 exons.